Solea senegalensis (Senegalese sole) is the source of this 1550-nucleotide messenger RNA. RefSeq names its product fibroblast growth factor 23-like. The coding region runs from base 102 to 788 and encodes 228 amino acids. Gene Ontology annotation, molecular function: growth factor activity. The record is from RefSeq and is a predicted model, not a curated record. The transcript is spliced from 3 exons. Lineage: Eukaryota; Metazoa; Chordata; Actinopteri; Pleuronectiformes; Soleidae.
UUCUCCUCCUCCAUUAUCUGCCCACACAAACACGAUCCCCGAGGCAUUCACGCAGCUACAGUGAAAAGAGCAAAGAGAGGACUGCAUCCCCUCCGCUGAACAUGAGACCGGCGUUCUUCUCGCUCACCCUGACUGCCUGUGUGUGUGUGUCUGUAAUGGUGGAUUGUAGACCAAGGGUCCAGGACACAGAGCAUCUUCCACAUCAUCAUCAUCAGCACAUCGGAGGGGCAUCUGCUGACACGGGGCAUUUUUACUCUGAACUAAGCGGAUCAAUAAAACGGGUUCACAGAAAAUAUCUGGUUGUUUUGCCAGUAACAACAGAUACAAGCAACAUUGUGUCAAUAUUUGACUUGAGAAGACAACGGUACCUCUGUAUGAACCUAAAGAAAGAGCUGUACGUCUCUAGGCACAUGGACAAAGAGGACUGCCUCUUCCAGCUGCUGAGCCACUAUGACACGUUUUACCCUGCAAGUGGGGGCAAGCUGCUCAAACUGGAGCGAACUAAAGACUCCUCGGCUCUGCUGCACAGAUUCCCGGGUCCCUUGGUAAAGAGGCAGAGAAGGAGCGAGGAGGUGAAUCCCUCCGACCCUUUAAGAACACACACGCUUCCCUCACAUUCAGCCAAAGACCACAAGGAAGAAUCCCUCGGGCAGCCUGAGCAGGACCAGGCCGGCGCCGUGUCCAAGCAGACCAUCAACUCUUGUGACGACCCCCUGCGCGUCUUACACUCAAACGGCCCCGUCAGUCCCGUCAAGACUAAUAUCGCAGACCAGGCAGAACAUGAAUAAGAUACUGAACAUGGAAAUGAAACAAACAGGACGCUUUAAAGUUCGGAAAACUCACUGAUGUAUGUUUUAACAGCAUGCACCGACGUUGUCCAUGCAGUUGUGGACUGCAGUUUUCAGCGAGAGCCACAGAAUAACAUACGGGGGAGUGUGAGGCCCACAUUCAAGGCUGGUUUGUCAUUACCUGAGGUCACAUGAGAGCAUUACACACAGUCUUAGACUAAAAAGACAUUUCUCUUAGAAAAUCUAUUUCUGAUUGUUUGUUUUUAAUGUUGCUAUCGUGCCAGGUAAUGUUCUCACGAACCUCGUUACAUCACAGUGGUAGUCGGCUCUGUUUGAACAGCGGAAUGCAGGAGAAGAUUGGCAACAUUCGACAUAAUGGUGAGGCGAGUUUGGGCCGACGUCCCACAGUUCUUUCACCUCCUUUGUCAGUUAAAUUUUAAACCUUUUGACCAGAAUGGGGCAAUGUUUAUUUUGCAUAUGUAAGAAAAAAAAAAUGCUGUAAGUAAUCUGUAAGUAAUUAUGAAUAUUUAUACAUAAAUCUAGUGCAUACUGGUGUAAAAAACACAACAAAUAUUUUCAUUAACAGAAUCAAAUAAUGUCAGGUGCCGGACACCAAUAGUUACAGCAAUAAUAAAAAAAGAUAUUUAUUUAUUGAAAUGUGUUUGUAUUGAAAUUACUUUCUUUCUCGUCUAUUGUUUUAUUAUUUAUACAUUUCAUGUUGUAUUAUAUGGAAAGAAAUAAAUGGUUAUUACUAUUCUGUUA